Messenger RNA from Fusarium oxysporum Fo47, 1856 nucleotides. RefSeq names its product glutamate 5-kinase. The transcript is spliced from 5 exons. The coding region runs from base 466 to 1794 and encodes 442 amino acids. The record is from RefSeq and is a predicted model, not a curated record. Gene Ontology annotation, cellular component: cytoplasm; cytosol. Gene Ontology annotation, molecular function: ATP binding; glutamate 5-kinase activity; RNA binding. NCBI's taxonomy places the organism in Eukaryota, Fungi, Ascomycota, Sordariomycetes, Hypocreales, Nectriaceae.
GGGGAGCUCUUCAACAAGGGCGCAGGAGCACAGUCCAAUCAAUUCGACUAUCGCCCAACGUUUGCCCAGCUCCAGCUCCAAACAUCCUGACACUCCCACUCACAUCCCAUCUCAUACCAUCCUAUCCUACCUAUCCUGUUCAACCCUCGGUUCCACACUCAGAGCGACAAGGGCGCAUGAGGAAAAUGACGAGUGAAAGCAUGUUUCAAUGUAAGCAUUUCUCUCAAUCCCUCUUCCCUUUGCUUCAUUCAUCUUUCUUUGAUUUGUGUUGUGGAAGAAGAGUCAAGUCUGUCUUGUUGAACUUGUUCCAUAUAUAUACUACCUACCUAUACAUAUGCGCCUCUUCACAUGUGUAGUGUAUAGAGACACCCAUGUGAAAGUGCCAGUCUUUCUUACAGGCGUUGCAUCAUACCCCAAAAGCGGCAUUAAACUGACUUGUUUUCCUUUUUCUUAAAUCUCGCAGUCAUGAGAGGCAACGGGACAAAGUCUCUGACCAUCGUCAUCAAGCUUGGAACAAGCUCCAUUGUCGAUGAGAAGACUCACGAACCACUUCUUCCGAUUCUGACUCUCAUUGUUGAUACGGCUGUAAAGCUUCGCAAAGAUGGUCACAGGGUGGUCAUUGUUUCGUCCGGCGCUAUCGGUGUUGGUCUCCGGCGUAUGGACGUGGAGAAGCGACCUAAGCAUCUCGCACAGCUACAGGCUCUUGCAGCGAUCGGCCAAUGCCGCCUCAUGAGUCUCUGGGAUAGUCUGUUCACCCACCUCAGGCAGCCAAUUGCUCAGAUUCUCCUUACACGAAACGAUAUUGCAGACCGAACGAGAUACUUUAACGCCCAAAACACAUUCCAUGCCCUUUUGGAACAAGGCGUAAUUCCCAUUGUUAACGAAAACGACACUCUUGCCGUUUCCGAAAUCAAGUUUGGCGACAAUGAUACUCUCUCUGCUAUCACUGCCGCUAUGAUACACGCUGAUAUGCUGUUCUUGAUGACGGAUGUUGACUGUCUCUAUGACAAAAACCCCAGAACCAACCCAGAUGCUAAGCCUAUCGAGGUGGUCGAAGACAUCGCCGCACUACAGGCUGACGUCUCCAGUGCUGGUUCGUCCCUUGGAACAGGAGGCAUGAGCACCAAGAUUAUUGCUGCCAGGCUGGGCACUUCCGCUGGAGUCACGACUGUCAUUACGAGGUCUUCUAACCCAGGAAACGUGCUCAACAUUGUGCAGUAUUUGCAGUCAAUACAAAGAGGGAACACUCCUCCCAGUCCAGACGAGCGUGCUGAAGGCUUGUCACGAUCAGCAUCAGCUCUGACGCUCUCCAACUUAAAUGGCGCCCCUUGGCCCCCCCUACACACUCGCUUCAUCCCCGCCAACGAUCCCAUCAGGGACCGUCACUUUUGGCUGCUUCACACUCCUCAUCCUCACGGCACCCUCUACAUCGACUCAGGCGCUUAUAAGGCCCUUGUUGGCAAGGCGGGUCUGCUUCCGGUUGGCGUCAUUGAUGUCGAGGGUAACUUUGCCCAACAGGAGGUGGUGCGUCUCGUAGCAGUCAAGAGACGAUCAACCCCUGGGCCUGAUGGCAAAAUGUGGGAGGGCACCCCUGAAGAAGUCGGUCGAGCUCUGGUCAACUAUGCCGCCGCUGAGAUCGCGCGGAUCAAGGGCAAGCAGAGCGUCGAGAUUGAGAAGAUUCUUGGCUAUGCUGAUAGUGAGUAUGUCGCUCACCGACAGCAUGUCGGUUUCUUUAAGAGAGACAGCAGGCCAGUGAGUCCAGCUCGAGAGAUAAACGGUGCGGUAAUGGAAUAGGAAGACAAAGAAAGGGCUUCGAGAAUGGGCAAAAUGGGGCAAGCGAAUACAUUUCAACAUAU